AUGGCCUCAAAUUGGUUUCCCGUAGGCACAGAUAAUGGCAAAGGAUGGAGACUGGACAUUGUUUCCCUUUUGGCGGUGAUUGGGGAGUCGUCGAUGGAGGCACACUCCCAGGCCCUAACCUCUUCAUGGACCUGCAUUCUGCCUCGAAUCAUUCCCGCGCCCCAAGCCCUUCUGAAGCCUAGUCGACCCACUCGAAUGCCCCAGCUUCCUUCACAAGUCGUAGGCGUGCACAAUGGGACAGCGGUCCCCACCUUGAGUUAUUUCCCGAAUAUCAUUCAUCCGAUCGAUGAACAACCCCCAUUGUCGUUUGUGGUCUUCAAGAUCACUCAUAAGGUGAAAGGACCUGUGAAUCCCCCUCCAUCUAGCGCCAAUACAAAUCCUUUGAAAAAAGAAUCAGCUUCGACCAGUAUUGAUAGGGGUGACUUGGGAGACUUGGAAAACGGCCCUACCCCUAAGCGGCGAUCUACUUUCAAGAAGCUCGAGCACACCUUCAGCACCAAGCCAACCUUCAGCACCACACCCCGGCCUCAUAUACCAACACGAACAUAUUCUCCUCUCAGCGUCCUCUCCGUUGUAUCUUGCUUGCUGACAGUGGGACUUCUCAUAUGGGCCUUCCUAAUACCUGAUGGCACAGCUGUUUUGGCACUAGGUACCAUCUCAUUGGCAUCUUCCAUCGUUGGGUACGCGUCUUGGUGGUCUCCUCUUUUGACAAAGCGGAUCUUCAAGGCUAUAGUCCCCCCGGGUGAUGUGGUCAUUCGAACCAGGGAAGGAGCAUUCAUUUUGGUCAAGUGCAAUGAAGACGUGGCCCGAGAGCUCUAUACUGGAACCGAGGAAUGCAAUUACAAGGUAUCGACUCAGGUCUACCGUUUUCUCGUUGGGCUGGGCACCUUUCUACUGAUGGUUUCUGUGGUCCUCUUGGGCAACUGUAACUUCACCAUGCAAGCCGCUAUUGGUGUAAGCUAUAUAGUACUCAAUGGUGCCUUUUGGUUAAUAUCCCUUUUGAACAAAGGCAAAUUUUGGGACCUAUCUGCCUACUUGGUUGAAAAUAUUACGCCGCUUGAUGCGAAGAAUGCAGACAAAGAUUCAACCGAUACUUUUGAGGGCAAGCCUAGCUUCACUCGGACGAUGUGGUAUGCUAUUAGAGAGACGAAGAGAAUUGACUGGGUCAAGAAGAGCGGUGCUGCGCCGACAACACCGCAGUGGGACAAAUGGCUUAACUUGGCGGAGCAGGAAGCACGGAAGGAUAAUCGAAAAUGGAAUGCUGUUGAACAGCGGGAGAAAAUUGUAGGCCAGCUGGAUUCGGUCAGCAGAGACGAUGCGGUGCUGGUUGAUAAUGCCGAACAGCAUGUCCCUGCCCUUCAGGUGGACCUGCCUGCUACGAGGUAA
Messenger RNA from Lachnellula hyalina, 1386 nucleotides. RefSeq lists its product as uncharacterized. The transcript is spliced from 5 exons. The record is from RefSeq and is a predicted model, not a curated record. Bases 1 to 1386 code for a protein of 461 amino acids. Lineage: Eukaryota; Fungi; Ascomycota; Leotiomycetes; Helotiales; Lachnaceae.